This is a messenger RNA of Naegleria lovaniensis, 558 nucleotides long. RefSeq lists its product as uncharacterized. The coding region runs from base 1 to 558 and encodes 185 amino acids. The transcript has a single exon. NCBI's taxonomy places the organism in Eukaryota, Heterolobosea, Eutetramitea, Acrasida, Naegleriidae. The record is from RefSeq and is a predicted model, not a curated record.
AUGGUCAAAGUGAAGCAUUACUUUACCAUGUCUUGUGAAGAUUGGACCAAAUACCUUCAACAGGAAUUCAUUCAGGAAGGAGAUCCCGAAUUCAUCACCGAAACUUAUCAAGACACGUUGGAUCAAUCUUAUAUGACUGCAAAUGUUUGGAUGAAAGUUGUUGAAAUUGAAGACAAACCAACAUCCAUUUCCCUCCAACACUCUACACUACUUUCCAUCCAUAAUGAAAGUAUUUCCUUUCUCACAAUUACAUGCAAAGAACAACAAAUUUCUUCGGAAAACAUGUUGUUGUUUUUCUUUGCCAAGUCAUUUCUAACUCAGAUUUGCAACAAGUCCAUUGAAAUCAAAUGUGGAAGAAUAAGAUACCGUUCUAAAAAUUGUGAAGAAGUCAAACUGACCUGUGAUCAAGUGGUGUUUAGUAAGGAUGAACGUGAGCUUCCAAUGGCUAUUUUUUCACUACAUGGAGAAGUUCCAAGGUCAAAGCUUUGUGAGUUGUUCCAACAUAGUAUUCCAACUCAGAUUAAGAUCGAAUCAAACCAUGUAGAAGUAAAAUCAUAG